Molecule: messenger RNA, 3303 nt
Organism: Dicentrarchus labrax (European seabass)
Lineage: Eukaryota; Metazoa; Chordata; Actinopteri; Moronidae
Gene: slc49a4
Product: solute carrier family 49 member 4
Exons: 9
Coding region: 143-1537 (464 amino acids)
Biological process (GO): transmembrane transport
Cellular component (GO): membrane; intracellular membrane-bounded organelle
Molecular function (GO): transmembrane transporter activity
Source: RefSeq, a predicted model, not a curated record
CAGUAAAGUUAAGUGACAGAAAAGAAGCUAUCGGCUGUUUUUGUUGUUGUGGUCGACAGAAACCCGGUCAGACGUCCAUUUCCCGUUGCCGUACUGCUGCUAAACCCGGAAUUUUAACUGAGCUGACAAACAGAUAGCCACUAUGGGUGCCGGUUCGAGCACCGAGGCCGAAAGGGAGCCGCUUCUUGUCCCUUCUCAUGCGGAGACAAACAGUCCUCCAGUAAACAGCAGAGUGUACGGGAGAAGAUGGCUGGUUCUGACCCUGUUUUCCCUGCUGGGACUCAUGCAGGGGAUGGUGUGGAACUUCUGGGGUCCCAUUCAGAACUCGGCCGUUCACGCGUUCGGCUUCAGCAAGUCCGACAUCGCAGUCCUGGUGCUGUGGGGCCCGGUGGGGUUCGUCCCCUGGCUGCUGUUUAUGUGGUUAAUGGAUAAAAAAGGUUUGCGGGCGUCCCUCCUCCUCUCUGCGUUCUUCAUGUUGCUAGGAGCGGCUCUAAGGAGCAUCCCACUGACAGACCAGCCUCUCAGACGAUGGUUGAUACACGGAGGUCAGUUUCUGAACGGUCUCGCUGGCCCAACUAUAAUGAGUGCCGGCCCCUUCCUCUCUACCACAUGGUUCGCCCCUGACCAGAGAGCCACUGCAACGGCUGUGGCCUCACUCUUCUCUUAUCUUGGAGGCGCUGCUUCAUUUGUAGUAGGACCUCUGGUAGUGCCAGCCCCCAAUGACACCCAGGCAGGAACCACGAUGUCGGCAGCGGUUUCCGACAGCUCCAUCCGAGACAGGAUCCAGCUGGUUAUGUAUGCAGAGUUGGCUGCAAUUGCUGUGCUUUUUGCAGCAGUCCUGCUCUAUUUCCCGUCCCGCCCACCGAUGCCUCCCAGCGUGGCUGCUGCAAGCCAGAGACUCAGUUAUAGGAGCAGCAUCUGCAGACUUCUUAGUAACGUGCGCUUCCUGAUGAUCGCUCUGGCCUAUGCAGUCCCCACAGGAGUGAUUGCUGGCUGGUCGGGGGUCCUCGACAUGGUCCUUACACCAGCCAAAGUCAGCCAGGUGGACGCAGGUUGGAUUGGUUUCUGGUCUAUUGUUGGUGGAUGUGUCUUUGGAGUAGCAAUGGCCAGGUUUGCAGACUCUAUUCGGGGGAUGUUGAAGCUGAUCCUGGUGCUGAUGCUGGCUGGAGCCUCACUGUCCUCUACCUGGUUCACAUUAACUUGUCUGAGCAGAUACACUCACCUCCCCUCUACUGCAGCCAUCCUGUACACCUCCUGCAUCCUGGUGGGCAUAUUCAUUAACAGCAGCGUGCCAAUAUUCUUCGAGCUCUUCAUCGAGACGGUGUACCCGGUCCCUGAAGGCAUCACUUGUGGGGUAGUCACUUUCCUGGGGAACCUGGUCACCGGCCUACUCCUCUUCUUCCUCACCUUUUACUGUACAGACCUGUCGUGGUUGAACUGGUGUCUCACCGGCUCCUGUCUCUUCAGCCUCGUCCUCAUCCUCUUCUUCAGGGAGUCGUACGACCGCCUCUACCUGGACGUCUUCGUCUCUGUGUGACACCGCCGGGAACAAAAACAACUUCAUGAUAAAGGACUGAAUCGUUAUUCUUGCACAACCAAGAGGAGAAAAGGGAGAGGAAGGGAAAGUAGAAAGCCCACACUUUUUUAGGAUUUUAAGAUGUAAAUGUAUAUAUUGGUAUACAGUGGUGAUGGAUUUCUGUUGUAUGGCUGCCGAGAGAACCAAGAAGUGACUCUACACCAAUGUUUACUCUUAUAAGUGACACGAUGCCACAGGACUGUUCAUUACCUAUUUUUAUUUGUCAGUCUUUUUGUUUGUAAACAAACCUGUGAACGGUUUAAUUCUCUUAACCAGGCACGGCACGAUGGACUGUUAAUAGUUGUUGUUUACAGAUUAUAUAAUAUUUAAAGUUCUGCGUCGCCCCGUGCGGCUGCUCGGUUCCCCUUCUUUGACAGUGUCUCAAUUAACUCGACGUUGACUCAAAGCUUACAAGACGGAUUCUGCGCUGACUCUGGAUCAGCAUCAGGGUGUCGGCCCCCCCAACCCACGAACAAGGAAGUAGAGAGUGAUAACAGGACAGCUUCAUCAGCCAAUCAGCAGGCCUGGCUGUGCUGAGUCGGGGCUAAAUGAGUGACCUCUCAAUGUUUUAGUGCUGCUCCGAACCCCCGUCUGGGGAGGCUUAACUGGCCCGACACUGUUACGUGACCUGUGAUACUGCCUGUCAUUGAGAGGCAGGUACUUAUAUAUUAUGUUUUAUUGCCCUCUCAAGACGAAUAUUAUGCAAAAAUGAUCCACCAGAUUCGUGAUUGGAUGCUGGCCAGAGACGUGGGCCGGGACUGGAUAAACCUGCGCUUGUGUUCACCCACCAAUGAACUGUUUAUGUGAAAGAAGCUGAGUCAUCUGAAUUGUUUCAACCUUCACAUUUCAGAAGUUGUUCAGCCUAUUUAUGGUUAAUUGUGUCAAUUUCUGGGAGCAUUUUAAUCUAACUAAAUAAUGUUAGUUUGUUUUUUACAGUUUUUUUAAAAUUGUUUUCCUCUGUAGCCUGCCAGUAUUUAUUGGAAAUGUCUCAACACUAACACAGUUAACACUUUGUUUCACUGAAACAGGAUGUUUUGGGAUGAUUUUUCAACCCCUGCUGAGGCACACUGAGGGAGAUUAUUUAAUUCUACAGAGAUGAGGAUUACGUUGCGUGAUUGCCAAGCUGCUCCUCCUCCAAAGCACCAGCAGGUGUCUCUGCGCCAACUGAGAGUUUACUGACAAAAACAAAAACCUGAAGGGAAAAGGAAGUUACGAUUAUCUUGGAUUCCUUGACUAAUAAAACUGGAGCUGUGACAAAAAAGAACCAGCUCCAGAUCUGGAGGGAGAUAAAUACAAUGAAACACACCAAGGCAAAUGAAAAACAUCUGUCACUUUCAGACAAUUUUUUUCUUCUCUUAGUGUCCUUGUCUCUGCAUAAGCUAUAAGAAGUGUUUUAAUGUGUUUUCCUCUGGGGAUUCGAAGAGGCUUUAUAAUGUUUUUCCUGGUGCUUUUUAUUUUAUUUUUUACUCUCCUUGUACAGAAAAGGUUGUCUUUUACCUUUUGACGUGUUGCCUUAAUUGCCCAGUGCAGUGCGUUCAGCCUCCCUCUCUUCCACACUGUGACUAUAUUAUCUGUAUAUAUUGUUGGAGGUCAUGUUCUUCUGUUCCAGAGCACACACUCUGUGGUUUCCUGGGCUUUGGGUUAUAAAUGUCCUUGUUUUGUGUAAAGGAAAAAGUACAAAUGUGACAGUUUCCAGCACCUUAUUAAAAUAAAACUUUUAAGAAUAA